AUGGCGCCGCGCAACGGCAAGAAGCUGGCUCUGCCGUCGGCCUUCUUGAAGGAGAUGGGCGUGGACGCACCUGGGAGCUCGGGAGGCGGAAGACGCUUUCAGUCCAAGCACGUCUCCCGGAAAGAUCGGAGGAAGGCCCAGCGAGUCCAGAAGAAGCAGUCGCAGAGGGCUACCUCUCAUCGCCACCCGGCCUCGCUACUUCUGCAGUCGGAACUGAAAAAGUCCAAGACGGCGCCUUCGACGAAACAGCAGCCAAGGUCAAAGCCAAAGCCGGAGCCUGCCCGGUCCCGUGACCAGGACGACGAGGAUGACAUUGACAUGGACGAAGACCUGGACGUUGGUAUGGACGGAGACGACGUCUCGGAGGAGGACAUCUUUGACGAGGACGAGGACGAGGAUGAGGACGAGGACGAAGAUGGGGCUUUUGACGAGGAUAAAUCUGACGUCGACACCCCCCAACCGUCAAAGUCCGAGCUACGGAGGCUCGAAAAGGAGGAUGCCGAGAUCGCCGCCCUCGAGAAGAAGCUAGGGCUAAAGAAGGGUAAGAAGCCCAAGGACGACGAUUUCGGUGAUCUGCUCGACGGAUUGGAUGGGCUGGAUGGCGGCGAGGCGGGCGGGGAUGAGGGAUCUGCUUCACAGCGCAAGCGCAAGGCCGAGGCUGAUGAGUGGCUUGCCCAGAAGAGGAGGAAGGCCAACGCCGCCGCCGCCGCGUCCAAAGCAAGAGACGACGACGACAACUGCAUGAGCGAGGACGAAGACGACGAGGCCGCCGAUGGCCUGUCCGACCUGGGCAAUUCAGACUUUGGAUCCGACAUGGAGGACGACGAGGACCAAGAUGGUGGCGCCUUUGAUGGGUUCUCGGGAGAUGACGACGAUGAAGCAGCAGAAGAGGCUGCCCCUCGUGUCAGAGAGAACCCCUACGUUGCGCCCACGACCAACGUCGCCAAGUAUGUUCCGCCGUCCCUUCGGAAGAAGGCGGAAUCAACAACCGAAUCAGACGCCCAGCUACGCCGGCGCGUGCAGGGUCUCAUCAACAGGCUCACAAACGAGAACAUGCUCGGCAUCCUCAAGGACUUUACGGGGCUGUACGACAAGUUUCCGCGCCAGAGCGUGUCCUCGACCCUGGUCGACCUGGUCAUUGCCCUGGUCUGCUCCCCCGAAAAACGCCCCGAGGGCUUCUUCACCAUGAUUGCGGGAUUCACGGCGGGGGCGCAGAAGGAACUCGGCAUACACGUGUCGGCCACCAUGGUGCAGAAGCUUGUGCAGGUGUUCAGGGAGCAUUACGACCAGGCGUCGGGCGACCAUUCGGACGCGGGAUCUAAGCACCUCAUGGCACUCUUGUCCGAGCUCUACAACAUGCAGGUGGUGGGCUCCAGGCUGGUCUUUGACUACGUCCGACUCUUCCUGGGCAAGCUGUCGGAACUGAACACGGAACUCCUGCUGAGGAUCAUUCAGACGUGCGGCCCGUCGCUGAGACGUGAAGACCCGCACGCCUUGAAGGAGAUCAUCAACCAGGUCAAGCCCACCGACCUGAAGAAGGCCUCGGUCCGGACGAGCUUCAUGAUCGAGGAGAUGAAGAAGCUGCAGAACAACAAGUCCAAGGCUGCGGCUCGCAACAAGGACCAGGCCGAGAUGCGUACCCAGAUCCGAAAGCGGAUCGGCACGCUCAACAGCGGCCGCGACAUGCAGCCGCUGAGCAUCGGGCUCAAGGAGAUCGAGAACGCAGACAAGAACGGGAAAUGGUGGGUGGUAGGCGCAAGCUGGUCGGGCAAGCGCGAGGAGGACAAGCCGUCGGGCCAAGGCACGGGGGCGGAUGACGACAAGGAGGAGGAGGAGGACGACGACGACGACGACGUGGUAGACGACGCGGCCGACUUUGUGGACGACGACGACCUCGGCAUCCCCGACCUCUGGCAGCUGGGCCGGCAGCAAGGGUUCAACACGGAGGUGCGGCAGCAGAUCUUUGUGGCGCUGCACUCGGCCACGGACUACGAGAACGCCGAGUUCCUCCUGCGCAAGCUGCGGCUCAACAAGCACCAGCGGAAAGAAGUGGCCGAGGUGAUUGUGCGCAGCGGGGAGGGCCAGGCCGAGUUCAACCGGUACUACUGGCUGGUGGCGAGCCGGUUCUGCGGCGACCGGGAGCUGGCGUUCCAGUUCCGGCGGUGCCUGACGCAGCGGUUCCGCAAGAUGGGCGAGGACAUUGACACGGGGGACGACGACUACGAUGCGGGCGAGGGGGAGGAGGAGGAGGACUACGACAUGCGGCGGGUGGUCAACGUGGCCAAGUUCUACGGCCACCUGGUGGCCAACAGGAGCCUGGGGCUCGACAUCCUGAAGUACCGGAACCUGGCGGCGCUGCAGGAAAAGGCACAGUGGUUCGUCGAGGUGCUGCUGAUCACGGUGCUGCUGGAGUCGGGCAAGGAGGAGCUGGCCAAGACGCUGACGGCGCUGGACCCGGACUUGGGCAGGGGCGUGCAGUACUUUAUCAGGAAGCACAUCAGGAAGACGGACCUGGUGCCGGGGGAGGAGAAGAAGAGGGUCAAGAAGAGGUGUGAGGCUGCCAGUGCGAUACUGGAGGCGUCGUUGACUACGGGGGCGGAAUAG
This is a messenger RNA of Neoarthrinium moseri, 2604 nucleotides long. RefSeq lists its product as uncharacterized. The transcript has a single exon. Gene Ontology annotation, biological process: ribosomal small subunit biogenesis. Lineage: Eukaryota; Fungi; Ascomycota; Sordariomycetes; Amphisphaeriales; Apiosporaceae. Bases 1 to 2604 code for a protein of 867 amino acids. The record is from RefSeq and is a predicted model, not a curated record. Gene Ontology annotation, cellular component: nucleolus. Gene Ontology annotation, molecular function: protein binding; RNA binding.